AUGGAUGGUUUAUCCUCGGCGGCAAGCGUUAUCGCGGUCAUUCAACUGACGGGAAGCCUCAUGAAGCUUUGUGGGGGCUACAUCCAAGAGGCGAGAAAUGCACGAAACGAAAUUUCUACCCUUCAACAGGCGAUUGCAGGCCUUCAAGGGACAAUCCAAGACCUAGAUAAAUACCUUCAAAGCAACGAGGGAACGGCCCUACCUACCUCCUCACGACUAGUUAGGAGCAUUACCGAUUGUCUCUCCGACCUCCAAGCCUUAGAAAUGAGACUUGAUCCAGGGAAGGGAAAGAAGCUGAUGAGGAAAGUGGGAUUACGAGCCCUAAAGUGGCCCCUGAAGCGCGCAGAGGUGGAAGGCGUUAUUCAAAACCUCGAGAGAUAUAAAUCUUCAUUCAUCUUAUCUUUGAAUGUGGAUCACACGUACGUUUAUCGAGCACGAUAUUUUAGCUCCGUAUUAUUGACCCAAAGACUAUAUAGUUCUCUAAUAGUCGAGGUGGGACAGAUUACCGACCGCAUUAAUCAGAAUAUGGGCCUCAGGGAUUUAGAAGGCGUGACAGAGGCAGGGUUUGAUUCAUUCUCUAAUCGCGACGAAGUCCAAUGUCUCCAAGGCACUAGGACUAAGCUUCUCCAACAGAUAAUGGAAUGGGCUAUGUCACCGUCCCAAAAAAGUAUUUUCUGGUUAAAGGGGAUGGCUGGGACAGGAAAAUCCACAAUAUCUCGGACUAUAGCAAGGUCGCUCCAGGAUAACAACUACCUAGGUUCUAACUUCUUCUUUAAGAGAGGUGAAGGGGACCGAGGGAACGCAAUGAAGUUCUUCCCGACAUUAACACGGCAACUAAUGCUCAGAUUCACUGAGCUAAGGUCUGGUGUGCAAAAGGCACUCGAAUAUGACCCUGACAUUGCAUCAAAAUCACUUAGGGUGCAGUUUGAGAAACUACUUCUUCAACCGCUGCUAGAUCUUAACCAACUCGGCCAGCAACCUCAAACCGCCGUGAUAGUGAUUGACGCUCUAGAUGAGUGUGAACACGAGACAGAUAUACGGAACAUAAUCCGACUACUGCCUCGUCUACAGGAGGCAAAAGCAGUUCGCCUUCGGAUCUUCUUAACUAGCCGGCCUGAACUCCCAAUCAAUCUUGGCUUUUCGGAGAUUGGAGAUAAUAAAUAUCAAGACCUAGCGCUUCAUGAGAUACCCGAAGAAGUGACAGAGCACGACAUAUCUCUAUUCCUACAGGACCGUUUUGCGAAGAUCCAACACGAUAGGCAUAUCUCUCGAGACUGGCCUAGCACUGACGCCGUCCAAGAAAUAGUCGCAAUGUCCGUUCCUUUGUUUAUUUCUGCUGCUACUAUUUGCCGAUAUAUCGAGCAUUCAAAAUUGGAACCCGCACAACGUCUAACAGAGCUCCUUAAGGAUUCACGUCGAUAUGCGACGAAAAUGGAUAAGACGUACCAGCCAAUCCUAACACGACUACUCGACGAUAAAGAGAGUGACGAGUUUGAUCGGCAACACCUCCUAGACCAGUUCCAGAAAAUAGUCGGUGUCAUCAUCCUUCUUGCUGUUCCGCUUUCUAUAAAUGCGCUGUCGCUAUUUCUUGGGAUAGGAGCAAACCAGAUUAGCAAUCUGUUGGAUUCAUUGCGGUCUGUUAUAAACGUUCCUAGUGAUCGAGAUCUGCCUAUUCGGAUUCUACAUCUUUCGUUCCGAGAUUUUUUGGUCCAAUAUAAGAGCGAAGUUCUUGUGGACGAGCCAAAUAAGCACAAGGAAAUAGCUUUGUUGUGUGUUGAAAACAUGAGAAGCUAUCUACGGAAAGAUAUUUGCAAUCUAGAAGGCCUUGCAACCCGUAGGGCCGACGUCGAUCCUCAAUCCUUACUCCAGCACUUACCACCAGAACUACAAUACUCAUGUCGCUACUGGAUACACCACCUCAAACAAAGCCCUCUCUCGUCCGCUGAGGUGGAGUUUGUGUUGCUAUUUCUCUAUGAGCAUUUUCUACACUGGGUUGAAGCGAUGAGCCUACUAGGUCUUGUAUCGGAAGUGGUAGGGAUGCUGAAUCUCCUCCAGGGUAUUACACUAGGCGAUCACCAUUCCGUAGUGUCUGAGUUUCUACAUGACGCAAAGCGCUUUGUCCUGAAGUACCGCCAGAUGGCCGAUGAUACACCCCUUCAACUUUACUGCUCAGGACUUGUCUUUGCACCCAAAGAAGCGAUAGUCCGGAGACAGUUUGAAGCAGAAAUUCCUGAUUGGAUAUGUCAGUUGCCACAGGUCGAGGAAACCUGGAGUUCAGAACUGCAGACCCUAGAGAGCCAUUCAGGCUGGGUUCGGUCGGUGGCCUUCUCGCCCGACGGCGAGCUGCUAGCGUCCGGCUCCUACGACAAAACCGUGCGCCUCUGGGACACGGCUACAGGCGCGCUACAGCACACUCUCGAGGGCCAUUUAGGCUGGGUUCAGUCGGUAGCCUUCUCGCCCGACUGCGCGCAACUAGCAUCCGGCUCCCAAGACAAAACCGUGUGCCUCUGGGACACGGCUACAGGCGCGCUGCAGCACACUGUCGAGGGCCAUUCAAGUUCGGUGGAUUCGGUGGCCUUCUCGCCCGACGGCGCGCUGCUAGCGUCCGGCUCCCAAGACAAAACCGUGUGCCUCUGGGACACGGCGACAGAAGCGUUGCGGCACUCUCUUAAAGGCCAUUCAAAUUCGGUGAAAUCGGUGGCCUUCUCGCCCGACGGCGCGCUGCUAGCGUCCGGCUCCCAUGACACAACCGUGCGCCUCUGGGACACGGCUACAGGCGCGCUGCAGCACACUCUCGAGGGCCAUUUAGGCUGGGUUCAGUCGGUAGCCUUCUCGCCCGACUGCGCGCAACUAGCAUCCGGCUCCCAAGACAAAACCGUGUGCCUCUGGGACACGGCUACAGGCGCGCUGCAGCACACUGUCGAGGGCCAUUCAAGUUCGGUGGAUUCGGUGGCCUUCUCGCCCGACGGCGCGCUACUAGCGUCCGGCUCCCAAGACAAAACCGUGCGCCUCUGGGACAUGGCGAUAGGCGCGCUGCAGCACACUCGUAAGGGCCAUUUUAGCUUUGUUUGGUCGGUGGCCUUCUCGCCUAACGGCGCGCUGCUAGCGUCCGGCUCCCUUGACGAAACUGUGCGCCUCUGGGACACGGCAACAGGGGCGCUGCAGCAUACUCUCGGGGGCCAUUUAGGCUUUGUUUGGUCGGUGGCCUUCUCGCCUAACAGCGCGCUACUAGCGUCCGGCUCCUACGACAAAACCGUGCGCCUCUGGGACACGGCUACAGGCGCGCUGCAGCACACUCUCGAAGGCCAUUCAAGUUCGGUGGAUUCGGUGGCCUUCUCGCCCGACGGCUCGCUGCUAGCGUCCGGCUCCCAAGACAAAACCGUGUGCCUCUGGGACACGGCGACAGGAGCGUUGCGGCACUCUCUUAAAGGCCAUUCAAAUUCGGUGAAAUCGGUAGCCUUCUCGCCCGACGGCGCGCUGCUAGCGUCCGGCUCUAAUGACGAAACCCUACGCCUCUGGGACACGGCGACAGGGGGGCUGCGGUACUCUCUUGAAGGCCAUUCAAAUUCGGUGAAACCGGUGGCCUUCUCGUCCGACGGAGCGCUGCUAGCGUCCGGCUCCUACGACAAAACCGUGCGCCUCUGGGACACGGCUACAGGCGCGCUGCAGCACACUCUCGAGGGCCAUUCGAAUUCGGUGGAUUCGGUGGCCUUCUCGCCCGACGGCGCGCUACUAGCGUCCGGCUCCCAUGAUGAAACCGUGCGCCUCUGGGACACGGCGACAGGCGCGCUGCAGCAGGUUCUUAGUGUCAAUGGAACAGUCACUGACCUUAAAUUUUAUCAUAAUGGGUCAUGUCUAUUCACGAAUCUAGGCUCCCUUGAUGUUCAGUCCGGGCCUGAACAUCAUGCGUCUAGUUCAAACAAUGUGAAUCGGGAGAUUUUCAUCGAACAAGAGUGGAUACAGCUAAACGGCAGAAAUGUUCUUUGGCUCCCUCCUGGGUCUCGGCCUAGCUCUUCCGCGAUCAAUGGCAAUUUACUUGCCCUAGGAGACAAAUCAGGGCUCGUUUCUUUUAUAGGAUUCAAAGUUUAG
This is a messenger RNA of Penicillium canescens, 4089 nucleotides long. RefSeq lists its product as uncharacterized. Gene Ontology annotation, biological process: negative regulation of transcription by RNA polymerase II. The record is from RefSeq and is a predicted model, not a curated record. Gene Ontology annotation, cellular component: transcription repressor complex; nucleus. Gene Ontology annotation, molecular function: protein binding. Lineage: Eukaryota; Fungi; Ascomycota; Eurotiomycetes; Eurotiales; Aspergillaceae. The coding region runs from base 1 to 4089 and encodes 1362 amino acids. The transcript is spliced from 2 exons.